This is a messenger RNA of Cyclocybe aegerita, 1365 nucleotides long. The record is from the annotation of a GenBank genome assembly. NCBI's taxonomy places the organism in Eukaryota, Fungi, Basidiomycota, Agaricomycetes, Agaricales, Hemipholiotaceae.
AUGAGCGGGACGAUCAACGAUAUGACUAAUGCAGAAGUGGGUGAACAAAAGGUGAUGGGAGUCUUGUAUUUAUCUUUCAUCCCCGGAGCACCCUUCUUCGUGCCCAAUUACGUGCCCGUCUCAUCAAACUCACCCAGUCGACCAUCUCCUCGCACUCCAACAAGGCUACGGGAAUAUUGGUCCGUCUGGGGAGAUCCUCCAGCGGAGAGGCGUAGCCGUGUGCGCUUUGCCGUUGAUGGCGAAGACCCUGCGCACUGCGACGACACUCCUCCUCCGCCACCACCUCGUCGCUGGCCGAGGAGUGCUUCACCUUGGGCUCGAACGAAUCCGUUACCUGGCAUGCCUCGAACUCCGGCACAGACUACGAGUCCGUGGCCUCUGCCGACACCGAUGCCUCAAACUCCCUGGGUACUCACACCACAAACCCCUCAGACUCCAUGGGCGCCUCCAGCUUCACAUACUCCUAUGACACAAGCUGUGCCUGAAGCGCCGAGUGCGCAGGGAGAAUCGCCAUCAUCCGAGCAAGCGCCGAGACGGGCGUCGACUCCCGUAGCCGCUCAGCUGCAACAAAAUCCGUUUGCAAAUGCAGCUCAGGAUCCUUUUGCGCCGGCUCCAGAUCCCUUUGCUCCUCCGCCAUUUACUUUCGCUCCGACCCCAGCUGUGACUUGGGUUCCUGUGACAGCAUUGGUACCUGUUCAACCAGUGUUCCAAUGGCAAUUUGGGACUCCUGCUUCCAGUGUGAACCCAUGGGCGUCUGGCCAACCAACUCUGGUACCAACUCCCGGUCCAUUUACUCCGGCGACGCUCUUCCCUACACGCACAGAGUUAAUCCCAGCGUCUCAACGAAACGCAAAAGAAGUGGGCCUCCUGGACGAGAGACUAUACAAUCACACACUAGAGUGGGACGUUCGGUUCUCUCCCGGAUCGGCACGGAUACGCCCUGCCUUGAAUUGCGGAACGUCUCUCUACGCCGACUUGAGCGCACAGGCGCUAGACGAAAGCAUAACUGAAAUUGAGAUCAGCUUUUAUGAUGUCAAGCUGUUCCCACUCUAUGAUCUCUGGAGGGGCAUCACGAUUAGACGAGAGGACACCUACCCGGCAUUUACCUCGAAGGAUAUCUUGAACGGGAUAAGCGUCUACUUCACGGCGCCUCUGUUCGAUAACGAAGUCGCAUAUCUAUGCCCCACAGCCCGACAACGCCGGCAGCUCGAGGACCAAAGGCGGGAGAGAGAGCGCCGAUGGCGGCCGAUCCCCGCAGAUGGGUAUAUCAGAGCGGACUUGCUGAACGGGCAUACGCUCUUCUCAAAAGUGUUCAUGACAAAGGUCUCGAAUAAAACUUGCCACCUAGUACUCAGCAUACGAUAA